GUUGUAUUAAGUGGGCUUUAAAUUGGCUCUGAAGGGUUCAGCCCGCGGGUGGCAGACUGAAGCUGUGAAUAUGAGUGAUGAUAAACCAUUUCUCUGCACUGCUCCUGGCUGUGGACAGCGAUUCACAAAUGAAGACCACCUGGCAGUGCAUAAACACAAACAUGAGAUGACCCUGAGGUUUGGUCCAGCACGCAAUGACACUGUCAUCAUCGCUGACCAGACACCAACACCGACCCGCUUCCUCAAGAACUGCGAGGAGGUCGGGCUGUUCAAUGAGCUCACCAGCCCGUUUGAGCAUGACUUUAAAAAGGCCACAGAGGAUGACAUUAAAAAGCUGCCUCUGGACUUGUCUCCUCUUGCCACUCCUGUUGUUCGUAACAAAAUUGAGGUGCCACAGAGAGUCAGUCCGCUCCCUCACCCUGAGUCUACUACCACUGAUGACAAGGAGGUUUCUUUGCAGCCGACCUCUCUGCCUCCAUCCACUAUAGUUCGUCCUGCUUCCCUGCAAGUUCCCAAUGUACUUCUGGCCAGCUCUGACGCUGGUGUUGUUAUUCAGCAAGCUCUCCCAUCUCCAACAUCUAGCUCUGUUAUAACCCAGGUCCCAUCCUCUAGUAGGCCGAUAGUUCCGGUGUCAGGCACGAUUCCGGUUCUUCUGCAGCUGCCUAAUGGUCAGACCAUGCCAGUCGCCAUCCCAGCCACCAUCGCCAGCUCCAGCGUCCGCAUACCCACUGCUCCUCUGGUCAGACCAGUCACCAUAGUGCCUAGCGUCCCUGGAAUCCCUGGCCCCUCCUCUCCGAAGCCUGUCCAAUCAGAAGCCAAGAUGAAGCUAAAGGCGGCUCUCAGUCAACAACUCCCUCAGGUAACCAAUGGAGAUGCAGGUGACAUCCAGAGCAGUUCAGCCAGCCAAACUCCUCCCCCAGACCCGCCUCCACCAGAGGAGCCCCGCCCACAGUCACUACAGCAACCAGCUACAUCUACUACAGAAACUCCUGUGUCUCCAGCCCCACCAGCACAGCACACGACCAGUACAGGCGGUCGGCGGCGGCGAACCACCAGCGAUGACCCCGACGAGAAAAGACGGAAGUUUCUGGAAAGAAACCGGGCCGCCGCAUCUCGCUGCAGGCAGAAGAGGAAAGUCUGGGUGCAAAAUCUGGAGAAGAAAGCCGAUGACAUGAGCUCCAUGAACGGGCAGCUACAGAAUGAAGUGACUCUUCUGAGGAAUGAAGUUGCUCAGCUGAAACAGCUUUUGUUGGCACAUAAGGACUGUCCUGUGACACUCCUACAGAAGAAAUCAGGAUACCAGCAGCCAGAUAAGGAGGACAGCUGCGGGGAGAUGUCUGUUCCCAGCAGCCCACAGAACGAGGCCAUUCAGCACAGCUCCAUCAGCACAUCCAACGGCGUCAGCUUGUCCACGGCAACCGCGGCAGCGCUCGCAUCCGGCCCCGCUCUGGAGCCCAGCACAGAGGAAGAGGAGGAGCCACAAGUGGGCGGGGCUUCCGCCGCUCACACCCAGUCUUCAGGAAGCUGAUCGGUCAUUGUAAUUCUUGACAGCCGUGUUUUGUCUGGAGAACGAUCUGGUUUCCCCUAAUUUGAUCUGAGCUCUUUUUAAUCCAGUGCAAUUUUUACAAAGUGAGAAGACCGUAGUGGAUCAAAGAACUGAUCAUGGGAGAUCACUACUGAUUGUUUAAUUGUGUUUCUAUGUGUGUGUGUGUAUUUAUAGAGCGCUGAAUGAAGAAUUGUCUAGUUUGAAUGUGUCCUGAAUAUUAUUGAGAAAACAUGGACUUAAAAAAGCACUAUCAGAGGCUUAAAGAUGGAAAAACUGGUCACUUUAAUUUCUUUGCCUUUUAUAUUUUGCACAUGAGGAGAGAGAUGAGAGGUUGUUUUUUUAUUUGCUUGCUGACAUUUGAGCACUUCCAGCAGCUUUUAGGAGUAGCUUUACAAACUGAUCCGAACUGACCAUCAGUCUUGAAACCGAAACCUGCCGUUGUGUGAAACUUCUGGAUGACGUUUUUGGGAACAUUUUUACACCGUUAAAAUGAAGAUUCGUUUCUUGGACAGUGGACUUUUCAAACGCUUUUUUCUCUGUGUGCUAUAAGUUAUUUAUUGCAAGUUUCAGUUUGUAUUCAUUUUUUCUUUUAUAUUUACAUUUUAUGUGAAACUAGUAAAAUAUUUCCAGAUACUGGAAGCUUAUUUGAUAAGAGGCUUUAUGCUUUUAUUUAAAUGUGGUUUCCAUUCCGCUUGCUUAUAAAGUGGCUGACUUUGUAUUUGCGGUUUUUGAUUCUUACAAACAUGGAGAGAAAAGAAAAACAUUUUUAGUUCUUUCUGAUUACAACGUAGUUAUUGAAGCAUUGUAAAUGCCAUUACUGAUGGAAUUAUUGUGUGUGAUCUCUACUGGUACUAUGUUGUCUUCGGAUCAUAACAACAAAGUCAAAAGGAUAAAAAAAAUCACCUGAACAGACUUUUAAAGCUCUCCCAACCUUUAGAGCGGUUUGAAGAUCUGUCUUUAGAAUAAAAAUCUAAACAGAAUCUAGAGCUUCUCCUUGUAAGAUUUCUUUGUAAGUUAAACUUUGAUAAGUCACUAUUGUGAAAAAUGUAAGACUUUUGCGUCCACUUCUCUCUUUCUUAAAUGUUUUGGCUUACUACUGUGUAGUUCUACAAGACUUUUCUGCAUUUUUCGCUAUUUAAAACUUAUUUUUGUUUUCAGAGGUUAAUUUAUAUGACAGUUGUUAUGUGCUAACCUGCAUAAUUCUAAGAGAAUAAGAACAAUGUUUCAACCAAUGUCUCUGUUGGGUUAUUGCAGUUCAGCAUCUUGUUACUCUUAGAGUUUAAGCCAGAACAUGGCAGCUUUACUACAGGGUUAUGAUCUUAACUCUGGGUCCACCUCGACGAUGUGAUCAUUUAAUUAUUGUGUUAUUAUUGGCGGUAAACUUAUAACUUGUAAAAGCUAUGUAUAAAAUAUACAAAUGACUAAAAUGUUGUAAUAAAUUUUUUCAUAGCUCUUUAAAAGUUACUCAGGGUGUGUGAUCAUUUUCUCUGUUUUUUGUUUUCGUGUGUAAAUCCUGCCAUCUUGUGGAGGAGCCUGAGAAGAUUGUUCUUCAUGGAACUAUCCUGUUAUUGACUGAUUCCCUUUUAACUUAUGUCAUAAAUGUGCACAACCUAUUCAAGUAAAAUGAAUGGAUAUUUUUAUUUUUUGAAGAUUUUAAACAGACCAAAGUGU
This is a messenger RNA of Triplophysa dalaica, 3217 nucleotides long. RefSeq names its product activating transcription factor 2 (gene atf2). Gene Ontology annotation, molecular function: DNA-binding transcription factor activity, RNA polymerase II-specific; cAMP response element binding. The transcript is spliced from 12 exons. Bases 71 to 1528 code for a protein of 485 amino acids. Lineage: Eukaryota; Metazoa; Chordata; Actinopteri; Cypriniformes; Nemacheilidae. The record is from RefSeq and is a predicted model, not a curated record. Gene Ontology annotation, biological process: regulation of transcription by RNA polymerase II.